This is a messenger RNA of Olea europaea var. sylvestris, 1496 nucleotides long. Its product is annotated as syntaxin-132-like. The transcript has 16 exons. The coding region runs from base 1 to 1293 and encodes 430 amino acids. Lineage: Eukaryota; Viridiplantae; Streptophyta; Magnoliopsida; Lamiales; Oleaceae. The record is from RefSeq and is a predicted model, not a curated record. Gene Ontology annotation, molecular function: SNAP receptor activity; SNARE binding. Gene Ontology annotation, cellular component: endomembrane system; plasma membrane; SNARE complex. Gene Ontology annotation, biological process: intracellular protein transport; exocytosis; vesicle fusion.
AUGACGAAAGAUGAAUUUUCUGCAGAUUAUCUCGUGGCUCGUGCUUCGUCCCCCAAUUCCUUUGUGUAUUUCCUUGUGCAUGUUUGGUACACAAAUAAUCUUGUGCGCCCUGGCCUUCUUUUAAUUUGUUUGCUCGUAAUAUUUGACACAAUUAUGUGCCUUUUUUGCUAUGAUCUGGUACUCUUAGUCUUUGUUGGUCUCCGUUGGCUGCUAUAUGGGGCUUCUUCGGUUGGCCUAGUCAUUGUAGGCAAUAGUCAGAUUUUUGGUCGCUCGAGUUCCAGUUGUGGGCCAGGUGGUGAACCCUAUGCAUUAAAUGUUGGUACAGAACAAACUGUGAGAGUAGGAGGUCUUAUUUAUUUCCUUAUCUUUUAUGCACGUUUGCAGGAUUCAUUUGAGAUUCCACGGGAUCAAUCUUCUAAGAAUGGAGAUAUUGAAAUGGGAACACAGAUUGCUCAAAAUUCUGGAGAUUUAGGCUUGGACAAUUUCUUUAAGCAGGUUCAAGAGAUUGAAAAACAUUCUGAAAAACUCGAUAAGCUACUCAAAAAGCUUCAGGAUGCUCAUGAGGAAUCCAAGGCCAUAACUAAGGCUGCUGCUAUGAAAGCAAUCAAGAAACGAAUGGAAAAGGAUGUCGAUGAAGUUGGAAAAAUUGCCCGCCUUAUUAAAUCAAAAAUUGAGGAACUUGACAAAGAGAAUUUAGCUAACAGACAAAAGCCUGGAUGUGGAAAAGGAUCAGGGGUAGACAGAUCAAGAACUGCAACUACAGUUGCCAUGAAGAAGAAGUUCAAAGACAAGAUGUCUGAAUUUCAGACUUUAAGAGAAAGCAUCCAUCAAGAGUAUCGCGAAGUAGUCGAGAGGCGUGUAUUCACAGUGACGGGAAAUCGAGCUGAUGAAGAGACAAUUGAUAGAUUAAUAGAGACUGGGGACAGCGAACAGAUUUUCCAUAAAGCAAUUCAAGAACAAGGGCGAGGCCAGAUAAUGGACACGCUUGCAGAAAUUCAAGAGCGUCAUGAUGCCGUUAGAGAUUUAGAGAAGAAGCUUCUAGACUUGCAACAGAUAUUCAUGGACAUGGCAGUAUUAGUGGAUGCUCAAGGAGAUAUGCUCGACAAUAUUGAAUCACAGGUUUCAUCUGCGGUCGACCAUGUGCAAUCCGGUAACACCGCGCUUCAAAAAGCAAAAAGUUUACAGAAAAACUCGAGGAAAUGGAUGUGCAUUGCAAUCCUCAUUCUCCUUAUUAUCGUGGCAAUAAUCGUUGUGGGUGUACUGAAGCCAUGGCAGAACAAUAAUGGUGCUUAGCUAUUACCACACCAUGUAUUAUAUCAACACAAAAAGGAUGCUAAAUGGAAUUGUUUUCCUACUUACACUUCAUCUUCAUUCUCGAGGUCAAUUCGUUUAAAUUUGUGUGAGUGUGAGUGGAACCAAUUAUAUUUAUAUAUGACACUCUAUUUGUAAGUGUAAUGUUCUAUCUUAAAAAGUAUGCACAUUGUCUUCCUCUAGUU